Messenger RNA from Fomitiporia mediterranea MF3/22, 1336 nucleotides. RefSeq lists its product as uncharacterized. Gene Ontology annotation, biological process: proteolysis. The transcript is spliced from 13 exons. The record is from RefSeq and is a predicted model, not a curated record. The coding region runs from base 25 to 1068 and encodes 347 amino acids. Lineage: Eukaryota; Fungi; Basidiomycota; Agaricomycetes; Hymenochaetales; Hymenochaetaceae. Gene Ontology annotation, molecular function: cysteine-type endopeptidase activity.
GGACAAUUUAUCACUUUGUCUCCAAUGGCUAGCGAGUUCCCUACUGGUGAACUCGUUGCGUCACCCAUGUCAGCUACGUUCCCCGCUGGUGGGCUCGUUGCUUCGCCGAUGUCAGCUACGUUCCCCGCUGGUGGGCUCACUGCUUCGCCCAUGUCAGCGACGUUCCCCGCCGGUGGUGUAGUGGCCUCGCCCAUGUCAGCAACCUUCCCCGCAUUCGGUGCAGAAGUACACGAGAAAAAAAGCCCUCGUCCUGGAAUGCCUAGGAAAGGCAGAAGGAAGGCUCUCUUGAUUGGUAUUAAGUAUUACAGGAAUAAGAAUCCGAGGUUGAAGAGUUUGAAGGGGCCGCAUCAUGAUGUGAGGGAGGUUCAGAGGUUGUUGACUGAUGUCUUCGGAUGGGGCAAGGAUUGUUUUCGGGUGUUGAAGGAUGAUAAUGGUCUGGCUAGGAACCAACCGACGCUUGAGAAUAUCAAACGCGAGCUCGCAAGUCUUGUAGAAGACGCCAGGCCCGGAGAUCACCUUUUCUUCUACUUUUCCGGCCAUGGAGGGCAAGUACUCGAUACAGAUGGCGAUGAAGACGACGGAAUGGAUGAAGUCAUCAUCUCGUGCGAUGGAGAGAUGCUUGUUGACGAUGAGUUGCAUGAUAUAUUGGUCAAGCCUUUGCCGGCUGGCUGUCACUUGACUGCAUUAUUGGAUUGCUGUUCCUCUGGCACAAGUCUAGAUCUCCCAUUCAACGCCAACGCAGCUCAUCCACCCUCACCCCAAUCUGCUCAACAACAACAACAACACUUCCCAGCGAUACGAAAACACAGCGAAGGAAACGUCGUACUCCUUUCAGCUUGUGCAGAUGCUGAGAGGGCGUAUGAGAAGCAGGAUCAUGAGGAUGAACAUAAGCGGGUGAGGGGGAUGUUGACGAAGGCGUUCAUCGAUAGCUUGAAGACGAGGAGGAAGAGUACUUAUGAUGAACUGCUGACUUCGGUCCGGACACAUUUGAAGAGGAAGGAUACUAUGCAGAACCCGCAGUUAUCAAGCUCCCGUAUAAUCAACAUGGACGAUUACUUCGACUUAUAGUGAACGAAGUCUUGGCCAUUAAUACCGGUCUCGGCAUGGUUGGCAGAAGACAUAGCCGGAAGAACACCGAAAGGGAGCGGAGAGUGGGGAAGAAGGAUGAGCAUCGGACGCGUGUUAGUAAUGACUGCCUCGCCUCGUGAAGUGCCCCGUUUCAUGAAAUUAUGUUCCUUUUUAUUGGAUAUUUUUUUUCUCUGGAUUUGUGUAAGCGUGUAGUCGAUAUUGUACCGUACUGUAGAGAUAUGCCUAUUUAUUGAGUAGUAGUCGAGUG